Messenger RNA from Vigna angularis (adzuki bean), 1998 nucleotides. Its product is annotated as protein NETWORKED 4B. The transcript is spliced from 3 exons. Gene Ontology annotation, molecular function: actin binding. Gene Ontology annotation, cellular component: vacuolar membrane. The record is from RefSeq and is a predicted model, not a curated record. Bases 135 to 1826 code for a protein of 563 amino acids. Lineage: Eukaryota; Viridiplantae; Streptophyta; Magnoliopsida; Fabales; Fabaceae.
AUAUAAAAUGGUUCUAUUCUAAUCUCUUGCUCUUCGUGAACUCUAAUUCCAUCGCAGGCGGUGGUGGCAAGCAUUGCAUUAAUUCAUGCUCUUGGUGUUCGUGAUAACAUAGACAACUGAGGAGGAGGGCUAAAAUGAUGAAGAAUCAACCGUCACAGUGGUGGUGGCUUGAGAGCCACAGUAACACAAGACGAUCCCCUUGGCUUCAAUCCACUCUCACAGAGCUAAAUGAGAAGACAAAGGCAAUGUUAAAACUAAUUGAAGAAGAUGCAGAUUCCUUUGCCCAACGUGCUGAGAUGUAUUACAAGAAGAGACCACAACUUGUGAGCAUGGUUGAAGACUUCUAUAGGACACAUCGAUCAUUAGCUGAGCGGUAUGAUCAAAUCGCUGGAAUUCGUCAGCAGAAGACUGGAGGGUCCCCCUUUUCUCCACUCAAGCAUCAUCAACCAGAGAAGUUGAUAAGUUUUGCGAAUGACUGUUAUGAUAGCUAUUCUGAGAGUUGUGAUGUAGAGGAGUCUGGGGAAUCUGAAAUUGAUGAUCCUGAGCAAGAAGAGGAAGAGGAUUCCAUAUUCAAUAACUGUGCACAACUGGAGGAAGUUCAGUUUGAGAGACUUGGUGAAGAGAACAAGGAUCAUAAGGGUCAGAACAAGCAAAAAUAUAACAUUUACGAAGCAGUGAUGUUGAGGGAAGAAAUAGAGCAACUCAGAAAAGAGAACAGGGUUCAGAAGGAUGAACUCGACCGGAAAAGCAUCACUUUUGUUGAAUUAAUGAUGCUGAGGGAAGAAAUAGAGCAACUAAGAAAAGAGAAUAGAGCACAGAAGGAUGAACUCAACCAGAAAGAUAUCAUUUGUGGUGAAGCAAUGAUGUUGAGGGAAGAAAUAGAACAACUCGGUAAAGAAAAUAGAGUUCUGAAGGAUGAACUAAGCCAGAAAAGUAUCAUUUGUGGUGAAGUAAUGAUGUUGAGGGAAGAAAUAGAGCAAUUCAGAAAAGAGAAUAGAACGCAGAAGCAUGAACUCAACCAGAAAGAUAUCAUUUGUGGUAAAGCAAUGAUGCCGAGGGAAGAAAUAGAGCAACUCAGUAAAGAGAAUAGAGUUAUGAAGGAUGAACUAAACCAGAAAAGUAUCAUUUGUGGUGAAGUAAUGAUGUUGAAGGAAGAAAUAGAGCAACUCAGGAAAGAGAAUAGAGCGCAGAAGGAUGAACUCCACCAGAAAGACAACAUUUGCAGUGAAAUAAUGAUGUUGAGGGAAGAAAUAGGGCAAUUGGGAAAAGAGAAUGCAGCGCUGAAGGAUGAACUCAACAAGAAAUAUAUCAUUUGUGGAGAAAUAAUGAUGUUGAGGGAAGAAAUAGAACAACUCAGGAAAUAUAAUAGAGGGCAGAAGAAUGAACUCCACCAGAAAGGUAUCAAGUGUGAAGUAACGAUGUCGAGGGAAGAAAAAGAGAAUAGAGUGAAGAAUGAUGAACUAAACCCAGAAGAUAGCGUUUGUGGUGAAGUAGUGAUGUUAAGGGAAGAAAUAAAACGACUUGAAAAAGAUGAAAGAGCACAAAAAGGUACCCUUUCUGGUGAAGUAAUGAAGUUAAGGCAGGAGAAUAGCGCGCAGAAGGACCAUCUUAAGCAAAAAGACCAAGAGAAAAUAGAGGUGAUAAGACACCUGAGUUUAGCUAUAGAUAUGCUGAAGCAGGAGAACAUAAGGAUGAGAAGCUUCAUUGCUAAGGAAUCUUCCAACAAAUGGAAGAAUCCAUUUGGGUUAAAGAAUUUCAUGGGAUCAUUAUCAGAGCAGUUGUUUAAUGGAAUUACAAAUAAUCAACCUAGUCUUGUAGCUCUCUAGAUAAGGUUCACAGAGUAAAUAACUAAGUUUUGUAGAACAAUAUUAAAAGAUACCUAUGUACAUGUUAUGGGGACCUGCUCAAGUAACCUACAGAUCUUGUAUACAGUUUAGUAUAUUCCUAACUAAUCCAAGACCGAGUAUCUAGUGGAUUUCCUAGACACUUGUUUUUCUA